AUGUCUCAAGCAGUUGCAGCUGCAUUCGAGGCUAAUGGCUCACAGCCUGGAGAAGAACCUGGGGUUAAGCUGAAAUGGGCUGCCCUGCUUAUUGUCAUGGUCAUAGUCCCCACUAUUGGAGGAAACAUCCUGGUCAUUCUUGCUGUGUCACUUGAAAGAAAGCUGCAGAACGCCACCAACUACUUUCUAAUGUCGCUUGCUGUGGCUGAUCUGUUGGUGGGACUCCUUGUGAUGCCCAUUGCCCUCGUUACUGUUCUCUACGACUCAGACUGGCCUCUCCCGGAGCCCCUCUGCCCUAUUUGGCUGUUCCUCGAUGUGCUGUUUUCCACCGCAUCCAUCAUGCACCUAUGCGCCAUUUCACUGGAUCGCUACAUUGCCAUCAAGAAGCCAAUCCAACAUAGCCAGUACAAAUCAAGAGCCAAAGCGAUGGUGAAGAUUGCACUGGUGUGGCUCAUAUCGAUUUGUAUUGCGAUCCCAAUUCCGAUUAAAGGGCUUAAGAACAGCCAUCUUCCCAACAACAUCACCUUCAACCGUAACCACACAUGCAUGCUGAAACCAGACACCUUCCAGGAGUUUAUCAUGUUCGGCUCCUUGGCGGCAUUCUUCAUUCCUCUGACCAUCAUGAUGGUCAUCUACCUACUUACUGUCCAGGUGUUGCGCAAAAAAGUUUAUUUGCUCAGGUCAAAGGUGACUCAGCGCUUGAGCAACCCGACAGUCUCCACAGUCUUUCAAAGAGAACAGACUGUGACUCCAUCUCAAGCGGUGCAACUUCACAAUCUGGACAGCAGACUUCCCAGGAUGCAAGAAAAAACAUAUGCAGAAACAACAAACUCGCCUACACGAGACGAAAUAUCUUUUCGGAGAAUGUCAACAAUGGGCAAGAAGUCAAUGCAGACUCUGAGCAAUGAGCAGCGCGCCUCAAAGGUGCUGGGCAUCGUCUUCCUCCUGUUCGUAGUCAUGUGGUGCCCUUUUUUCAUCACUAAUAUCACCUCUGUGCUAUGCACCAGCUGUGAUGUUCAUGUGAUAGCCCGCCUCAUGGAGAUCUUUGUUUGGGUGGGUUAUGUGUCAUCAGGCAUAAACCCAUUAGUCUACACCCUAUUCAACAAAACGUUCAGGCAAGCGUUCACGCGUUACAUGACCUGUAAUUACGAAACUUCUGCUAGCCACGGUCCAGGAAGGCACCCAAGGGCAUCAACUGUAGAUCGGAACCUUACUCGGAUUUCUUUCAGAUCUUCCAUGGCAGAAAACUCUAAACUGUUCAUGAAGUGUGGAAUGAAGAAUGGCAUUGGAGCUGUUAGCUACCAAAGUCCACUGAGGAGCCGGCAAGAACCUGUACCGUCAUCUAGUGGUGUUUUGCUAGAUACAAUGCUUCUGACUGAAUAUGAAGGUAGCAAGCAGGAAGAACAUGUUAGCUGUGUAUAG
Messenger RNA from Cyclopterus lumpus (lumpfish), 1422 nucleotides. RefSeq names its product 5-hydroxytryptamine (serotonin) receptor 2B, G protein-coupled (gene htr2b). Lineage: Eukaryota; Metazoa; Chordata; Actinopteri; Perciformes; Cyclopteridae. Gene Ontology annotation, molecular function: neurotransmitter receptor activity; G protein-coupled serotonin receptor activity. The record is from RefSeq and is a predicted model, not a curated record. The transcript has 3 exons. The coding region runs from base 1 to 1422 and encodes 473 amino acids. Gene Ontology annotation, cellular component: dendrite; plasma membrane. Gene Ontology annotation, biological process: vasoconstriction; chemical synaptic transmission; heart development.